Molecule: messenger RNA, 900 nt
Organism: Magnolia sinica
Lineage: Eukaryota; Viridiplantae; Streptophyta; Magnoliopsida; Magnoliales; Magnoliaceae
Product: mannosyl-oligosaccharide 1,2-alpha-mannosidase MNS2-like
Exons: 7
Coding region: 1-900 (299 amino acids)
Biological process (GO): carbohydrate metabolic process; N-glycan processing
Cellular component (GO): Golgi membrane; endoplasmic reticulum
Molecular function (GO): mannosyl-oligosaccharide 1,2-alpha-mannosidase activity; calcium ion binding
Source: RefSeq, a predicted model, not a curated record
AUGCAGGGAACUGAAAUGCAGCUUGGGAUGGCUGUUGAAAGCCAAAAAGCUACUUUGUCUGUAAAGAGGAGGUUGGCAUGUGAGCGAGUUAUUUUGCUCAGGCAUUCUGAUGUCAAUCUGGUCGAGUUGGGAAAGGAAACAGUGAAUGAAGAUGAUAGAGUUGUCUUGUUGGAGGGUGGUGUCAAACCUGAUUCUCCUAAAGUUCACAACCCAUCUGUUGCAUCACAGCUUGUAGAGGUUUCUGAACUAAAUGCGGAAGUGAGCCGACUUCAGAAUCAGUUGAAUGAGUUAAAGAAAGUUUUGAGUGAUGCGGGUCGAAACAUCGACUUGGGUGGCAAAUUUAGCAAAUCCACCAAGAAGAGUCAUGUUGAUGAUCCCAUUGAUAGUGAGCGAAGAGAGAAAGUAAAAGAAGCUAUGCUUCACGCAUUGACCUCUUACGAGAAGUAUGCCUGGGGUCAAGAUGAACUUCAACCACAGACGAAGGAUGGUGUUAAUAGCUUUAGUGGUCUGGGAGCAACCUUAUUGGAUUCUCUUGAUACAUUGUACGUUACGGGUCUACACCAGCAGUUCCAAAAAGCCAGAGAGUGGGUUGCAAAUUCAUUGGAUUUCAACAAGGAUUAUGAGGCUGGCGUUUUUGAGACAACCAUAAGAGUUGUUGGUGGGCUUCUAAGUGCAUAUGAUCUCUCGGGGGACAGAGUAUUUCUUGAAAAGGCUAAAGAUAUUGCAGAUAGGUUGCUACCUGCAUGGGAUACAGCUUCCAGGAUUCCUUACAACAGAAUUAACUUGGCUCACAGGAAUCCAUGGAAUCAGGGAUGGACAGGGGUAUUUGAACUUCUUCCCUCCACUUGCAUGUAUUUUUUUCCUUGUUGUGGAACCUCACUGAGAGGCCUAGGCACUUGA